This is a messenger RNA of Nothoprocta perdicaria, 6415 nucleotides long. RefSeq names its product zinc finger protein 638 (gene ZNF638). NCBI's taxonomy places the organism in Eukaryota, Metazoa, Chordata, Aves, Tinamiformes, Tinamidae. The record is from RefSeq and is a predicted model, not a curated record. Gene Ontology annotation, cellular component: nucleus. Gene Ontology annotation, molecular function: mRNA binding; zinc ion binding. Bases 16 to 6204 code for a protein of 2062 amino acids. The transcript is spliced from 25 exons. Gene Ontology annotation, biological process: RNA splicing; regulation of RNA splicing.
GGAGCGCCCCAAGGCAUGUCGCCGAGAUUCUCGGGCCAGGAAACCUUUCAGUGGACGGGAUUGCAGCGCACAAACGUUCAGGUAACUCAGCACAGAGCGGAUCCGAGGCAGGUAAAGGAGAAGACGAACCUACACCAAGAGCACAAGGGAGAAGCUCGUACGAGUCGCUGGGAUAGCAGCCCCUGCGCAGCCGCUGGGACAGCCGCGCAAAAGCCGUCUGCUCCGGCACGGAUCACGGAGCAGAAUUCCAACGCCCAGAGCCGCUACACGACGGAGAGCGCUUCCAGCAUUUUAGCGAGUUUUGGGCUGUCCAAUGAAGAUCUGGAAGAGCUCAGCCGCUACCCGGAUGACCAGCUAACCCCUGAGAACAUGCCGCUGAUCCUGAGAGAGAUAAGGCUUCGUAAAAUGGGGCGUCCCUUGUCCACCCUGCACCCUCGGAGCCGAGGGAAAGAAGCAGUUGGCAGCGCGGGCGGUCCAGCAGUCAAGAGUAAAGUGAUUGAUUACGGUCACGCGAGCAAAUACGGUUACACUGAAGAUCCUCUUGAGGUGUGUGUUUAUAACCCUGAAGUACCAACUGAGGAUCCCCUGGACGUGCGCGUCUAUAAUCCCGAAGUAUCGAGCGGCGAGAGCAGGGAAGACUUCCCGCGGGAUGCGAGUAUGUCCCUGGGCGUCCUGCAGUCCGGCGUGACGUGUAACAGCACGUUUCCAGUCGAGGAGCUAAUGAAGCAGAUGGGAUUCCAGAACGAGUCUUCCAGCAGCCGGUCGUUCUUCGCCCCGGAGGCGGCCGGGAAGGUGUCCGCGUUGUGCGCAGCACCCGCGGGGCUCCCCGUGGUGAAGCCGGUGUCCCAGCCCGCGGUCCCGCCGGUCAUCCCCCCGAUGAUGCCACCUAUAAUGCCGCCCCUGGCGCAGCCCAUGAUGCCGCCCGUGAUGCCACCUCUCGUCCAGCAGCCCGUGGCCCAGCACGUGAUGCCCGCCCUGGCCCAGCCGCCCUAUUCGGCUGAACUUCUUGCAGCUGUGAGCCAGCACGAGCGAAUUCCGCAGGAGCCGGUGCCGAGCGCGGCCGGGCCCCAGAGCGCCCCGGGAGCGGGACCGAAGCCCUUCCCGGCGCAGGCAGAAGGGCCCCUCAAGCCUCCUUUCGCUCUGGUGAAAGCGUCUUGGCUGCCCGUGUUCCCCCAGGCCGAUGCCCAGAAGAUCAAAAGGUUGCCCACCCCCUCGAUGAUGAAUGACUACUAUGCUACAUCGCCACGAAUAUUCCCACAUAUGUGUUCUCUGUGUAACAUUGAAUGCACUCAUAUGAAGGACUGGAUCCUGCACCAGAACAACCCGGCGCACCUCGAGAGCUGCCGCCAGUUACGUCACCAGUACCCCGACUGGAAUCCCGAGGCUCAUUCCUCAAAGAGAAAUGGUGGCGAGCGCAAGGAGAACCAGACGCCGAGGCGGCGCUCGAGCUCGGCGAGCCCCGGGCCGCGGCGCUGCCGGGGCGCCGCCGCGGGCUGCGGGCCGCGGCGCUCGCGCUCCCGCUCGCGGAGCCCCGGGCGCCCCAGGGCCGCGCGGCCCCGCAGCCGCAGCCCGCGGCAGCCGCGGCGCCUCAGCCCCCGGCACCGCUCGCGCUCGCCGCAGCGCGCCAGGAAUCCGCUGAGGAGCGGCCCGCGCCCGCCCAGGUCUUCCAGCAACGACUGGGCUUCCCGGAGGAACCCCCGGUCCCCAGACAAAAAGGCAACUUUGGAGGCGGUAGUGAAGAGCCUGGGGCCUGGCUUUGUGGCAGAGCUCAAUAAGCACAAACCUCUCCAAGCUGCAGGGCCGGGAUCUUCAGGAGCGGGAAAAUCGCCCCCUUCCCAUGGACCCUUAGGGAAAGGGCCAGGAAAUGUGAAGAAGCCCCUGAAAACUAGUGGUUCUCCCAAGACUUCCAGGAAAGACUCGUCUCCUCCGCAUGGCUCAAGUGCUUCGAAAUCCAAGUCUCCUGAGUUGGAUGAGUCGCCCCAAAGCAAAGAAAUGGAAGAAGAUGAGGAAGAUUUAUUCACAGAGACCAGUGGACCUCGUCCUACUCCUUACAACAGGCUAUUGAGAGAAGAACUGCUGAAUUGUGGGACAGUGCUUCAAAUAUCUGAUUUACCAGAUGAUGGCUUUUCUGAUCAAGAUAUUAAAAAAAUCGUUCAGCCGUUUGGCAAAGUCAGUGACCUCCUUGUGCUCCGCUCCAGGAACGAGGCCUUCCUGGAAAUGAACUACAAAGAAGCAGUGAUAGCAGCUGUGAAAUACGGGGAAACUGUGCCAGUGCUGGUGAAUGGGAGGCGGGUGAAGAUCAGCGUGGCAGAAAGGGCAAAGCUGCCUCUCAGCCAGGCCAAAAUGAACAUCAAAAAAAUAGCUCAGACUAUUAAAAAAGUCACACCAAGCACAAAGAAAGAUCAGAAUGCCGACACCAAGACGACUAAACCUGUUGUUACAGGUAAAAAAGAAAUACCUCAGAAGGCCUUGGUGACAGGAGAUAGUGAAAUCAAUAAACCGUCAAAUGCUGCAGCACCAUCUAAAGAACAUUACCCCGAAGAUGUGAAGAUACCAACAGAGCCAGAAAUAGAAGCUGAGGAAACUAACUUGUUAGGACCAAAGGAGGUUGCAGAGGGUGACACAGCUGCAGAGUUUGUGACGACUGUAGAGUCUCAAGCCAAAGGUCUGAAUAAACCUGCACCAGUCAUAGAGAAACUUGCACAGAUGCCUCAGAUGGUGGAAGUGGAGUCAGAUCAGUUUAAUGAAGCUUUAAUUGAUCAAGACACUGCUAUAGUGACUGCAAAGAAUGAAGAAUCGAUGGAAUCGAUGAGCAAGGAGCUUGAUGAUACCUGUGUGGUUCUUAUUUCAAACCUGCCCGAGAAAGGAUACUCCCUUGAGGAGAUUUCCAACUUAACAAAGCCGUUUGGAGGACUGAAAGAUGUCUUAAUGUUAUCAUCUCAUAAGAAGGCCUAUCUAGAAAUAAACAGAAAAUCAGCCGAUUCGAUGGUUAAAUUCUAUACGUGCUUUCCAAUGUCCCUGGAUGGAAAUCAGCUCUGCAUCAACGUGGCACCUGAGUACAAGACUGUAAAAGAUGAGGAAGCAAUAUUUACUGCUAUCAUUAAAGCUUCCGACCCAAAGGUAAAUCCUGAAGCUGUACAUAAUAAAUUUGUGCAUCUUGGGAACCUGCCGGAUGAUGGAUACAGAGAAGUUGAAGUGGUUUGUGUGGGACUGCGGUUUGGGAGAGUGGAUCAUUAUGUGGUGUUGAAGAACAAGAACAAGGCAAUUCUACAGCUGGAAACUGCCAAGGCAGCUAAAUCCAUGUACUGCUUCCUGAACCAGAAUCCCUACACUAUGGGUGAACACACGCUGACCUGUGCGCUGUCGCCGCGUGCAGAGCCUCCUGAGGCUGCAGCGGUGAAAAAAGAAGUGAAGAAGGAGGAGCCAGGCGAAGGAAGCCCUGACUUGACAAAAUGCCCAGAGGGAUCAGGAGUGGUGCAGAGCGCAGCUGCUAAUCCUCCGGUAGAGCCCAGUGUGGCAAAGCCAGAGCCCGGGUCCAGCCGUGACGCCCAAGGCGCGAGGUCGGCGCUGCCCGCGGCGCCACGGGGCAGCGCGGGAGCGGCCGGAGAAGCCGCUGCUGCCCCGACGGAGCCAGCCGCUCCCCAGCUCCGGGAAGACGAGGCGCAGGAGACGCAGCCGCCGACUGCGGGCGCUCGGCAGGAAGGGACGCUUGGAAACAACGCUGGAGCGGAGUCAUCGGAAGGCGCCGGCGUUCCCGGAGCCGCCGGGGAGAUGGGAGCCGAGGCGCCGGGCUGGUUGGGCGCUGCAGCGGAGCCGGGCGCCGCCGGGGGGGCUCCCGCGGAGGCUGUGCCCCCCGGCCCCGCGGCCGCCCCUCCGCACAGGGUCCCGCCGGGGGACGCUCCGCGAGGAAAUCCCGUUCCCGGCGCCGUGAGAACCGCGACGGAGGUGCCCGCGGCGCAGAGCGGGGCCGCCAUGGACAAGAAACUUGGGCCUCCAGCUGAAACCGCCGCGGAGAGGGAGCGGGAUGUAGCUGGGGCCCAGCUGGAGAGGGAAAUGGAAGAAUCUGCGCUCAGAGGUGGAGCAGCCGCGGAGCAGAAACCUGCAAAGGCCUCAACCGAGAGCGGGACAGAGGCGGAGAGGAAGCUUGAAAGAUCCGUGGCCAAGGCGGGGGCAGGUUUUGAAAAUGCUGAAAAAAACGUGAAUGAAAGCAACGAGGGAAGUUUAGUCAAAGCACAUCAAAAUAAAGGACCAGAGCCAGCCAAAGCCGAUGACACCCACAAAGCAGUUCCGUUAAGCUCAGCUUUAUCUGCCAAGGAAUCUCCCGCUGUUAAUAAAACCUUUCUCAAGGCAGUGGUGUCUCUUCCUGAUAUAUCCAAGGCAAGGGGCCCGGUGCGGAGCAACGAGCCUGCCCUGGACAAAGCAGAGGGGCAAAAGGCUUCCCCCAAACCCGAGAGCCGAGGCCAAGCGGCUGCCGAGAAGAAAGCGGCCCCCGAAGAGGUGUGUGCCCCGCGACCCGCUGGCACCAGACCAGCUCUGCCGGACGGCGCAUCCCGAGCGAGCAGAAGUGCUCCUGGCGAUGAGAAGGGAGGCAAUGGGAGGAGCUCGUCCCAGCAAGAGAAGGUCUUGAGAGCGGAAUCUAGGGCUAGCUCAAAACAGUGCCAAGACAGAGAGAGUAGAGCAUCCAGCGCCAAGAGAGACAGCAGCAGCAACCAGAUUUCUGUUGGUGAGAGUGCUAGAACUUCAAAAAGCAGCAGCAGCAGCAGUGCAAAGCAAAAAGAGGAAGAAGAGCUUUUCCCCUUCAAUCUGGAUGAGUUUGUUACCGUGGACGAAGUAAUAGAGGAAAUCGAGUCUCCCGUGAGAACCCGGAGAAACCCCCCGAGGGGCAAGAGAAGAGAAGCCCCUAAGAACACCUCCUCGGAGCCUAGCUGUAAGCGAAGGAAAGGCAAGAGCUCGGCGGCGCGCGCGGCCGAGAGCGAGCUCUCCUUUGUCACCCUGGACGAGAUUGGAGAAGAGGAGGACGUGGCCACGCAGCUCCUGGGAGCCGCUCCUCCGGACGCGCUCGCUGACCCCCAGGGCCUGGUGGUCGUGGACGAGGUGACUGAGGAGGAGGAAGCCGCCGCGAGGGAUCCGCGGUCGCUCCUCACGCUGGAUGAGAUAGCGGAGCGGGAGGACCUUGCCUGUCACACGGGUGCCCCGGGGCCGGCUUUUGAGGAGGCAGAUUUGAAAGCAGAGCCCCUAGUAACCGUCGAUGAAAUAGGGGAGGUGGAAGAGCUGCCUUUAAACGAGCCUGCGGAUCUGAACGUCGACGACGCGGCCAGGCAGAAGGAGGACGAUAAAGACUGCGGAGAUUUUGUUUCCUCUCAGGUGCCCGACGACCCCGGUGCUUUAGUGACGGUAGAUGAAAUACAGGAGGACAACGAAGAUGCCCCUCUAGUGACGCUGGAUGAAGUCAACGAAGACGAAGAUGAUUUUCUGGCUGAUUUCAAUUGCCUGAAAGAGGAGCUGAACUUUGUUACAGUGGAUGAAGUUGGAGAGGAGGAUGACGAGGAAGAUUCUCUCACGGAGGAGAAUCUAAAUGAGGAUGAAGAUGAAGAUAUUGUUGCUGUUGCAGGCCCAGAAGAGGAGGAUAUUGCAGCCAUUGCGGGAACAGAAGAGGAAGAUAUUGUUGCUGUUGCGGGACCAGAAGAAAUGGAAAUUCUCGGGGAUAUGAGUCCAGAGGAAGAAAUGACUGCAAUCUCCAAGUCAAAAGGAAAGGAAUCCCCAGCAGCUUCCAGGGGGGAAGCAGAAAAUAAGCUCCCUGCAGCAGGCGGACAGGAGAGGGGCACAGAGAUCCCUGCAGCACAUAAAGGGGAAAUGGAAAAACGUGACAUUUUUCACAAAGCUCCUGAGAGGGAGGCUGCAAAAGAGACUGCCAGCAAACAGCAGCGGGAAGGAGAUCCGCUUGGAUCGGGAGAAAGGGACCCGGAGCCCACGCGGAGGAGAACGGACGCUGCGGAUGCCUCGAGGACGCGGAGCGCUCCGAAAGAUUUGGAUUUCCUGGUUCCAAAGCCUGGCUUUUUCUGUCAGAUCUGUUCUCUGUUCUACGCAGAUGAACUGUCUGUGAAAAACCACUGCAAGACACGGCUUCAUCAGCAGAACAUGGAGAAAUUCAUGGCCAAGCAAAAGGAAGGGGAUAACAGCAGCGAAGAGCGAAGCUUAAGGUGAUCGGAGGAGAGAAGCGUUCUUUCAGUAAUUUAAACUUCGGGUCCAGUCCAUUUUGUGUAUUUUGUUAUGAUUUUAUUUGUAAUUUUGUUCCAGAGGCGAGCGCUCACGUUGCACAAAGCCGAGCUCAGCGUAGGCAGGCUGCAGACAGAGCGCUGGGUGGCUCUGGUUUGUGUAUCCGCCUGGCACACGCGGGCGGGGGGCUCUGCUACCA